This is a messenger RNA of Ylistrum balloti, 4844 nucleotides long. RefSeq names its product nephrocystin-4-like. Gene Ontology annotation, biological process: protein localization to ciliary transition zone; negative regulation of canonical Wnt signaling pathway. Bases 1 to 4623 code for a protein of 1540 amino acids. Lineage: Eukaryota; Metazoa; Mollusca; Bivalvia; Pectinida; Pectinidae. Gene Ontology annotation, cellular component: non-motile cilium; ciliary transition zone; ciliary base. The transcript is spliced from 27 exons. The record is from RefSeq and is a predicted model, not a curated record.
AUGGAGAGCAAGCUGGAAGUUACUCAAAACCCUCCAAACCAAAGUCCAAAAAAAAGAUUAAGCCAUGUGUCAUCACGGCGACAACACACAGUGUUGCCGUAUGUGCAACAUGUGCGCUGGAGCGUGGAAACAGAGAAAGUGUACCAUCCAAUGUGUGUACACCUACAGGGAGUUGAGGGAAUCUUUCCUCCCCAAUGUACAGCUGGGCCACAGAAUGAGACCAAAACAGUGGAAUACCAGCUGAGUGUGGGCCUCUAUGACCUGAACUUUCGUCAUUUCUUCGGUCGACAAUGGGUCGGGCCAUUUGCCUCUAUGAAUGCAAACCAAAAGAAGCCAAAGCUGAAAUACAACCAGAAUGUAUACUUCCACACAUCCCUUGGCAAUGCCAGUAUUGCUGGUGUAGUAGAAGUUGUUGCUACAGUGAGAGAGGAAGAUGGCAAACAGAAGAAGUUUUCCUGUGGCUGGGGCCUCAUCCAUGUCUUCAAGUCCAACGAGGACCUUCCUGACUUUGGACGAGCUUCAAACCUUCCAGUGCAGAAAAUCCAGAUGUAUUAUGGGACACCACGAGCUCUACUUUUUAUGGAGGAACCAAUUGAAAGUAACAGUAUGCUGAAGCCCAUCCCAGACUGUAUGUUGUCCUACACGCUCGGAACACACAAGGCCCUGCUGGACGUCAUGAACCUUAUACCAGAAAAUGUUAUCAUUGGUAGCAAUGAUAUGGUCCCAGGUCUCCAGGAGAGUCAGACUCCAGGCAAGGACCAGCUAAAGAAGCCCAGAUCAGUGCGAAAGAUAGGCUGCCAGUUGGAGCAUGUGAAUAUUCAACUCCAUCCUACUGUGGAUAAGUUUGAAGAGGAGCUAUCGGAACUAUUACACAAAGACCGCAUAGAACGGGACGGGCGUACCACAUCUGGUACACAAGUCACAAUCGUGGAGAGGAGAUUACUGGUUGGCAUCCACAAUGGCUGGGGCUUCCUGGACAAGCCGCAGAUAUUACAUCUGGAUCUUCACACUGACAAGUCCAAAUCUCUGAAACCUACAGCUAGUCCAAGUGUCCGUCGCAGCAAGAAGUUUCAGCAAUCUAGUCAGAAGGCUGAUGACAGCGGAAUGACAUUCCUUACGAUGCCAAACAAGAUACAGCUAGGAGACCUACUGGAGGAUCCCAUGGUAGCCAUUACAUUUACCCUGGAGUACGUCAUAGGGGAACCUCUCUCAGAGGAAGACAGAAAGGUUUCCAGCCGUGUAGCCAGAGGAAACACACGUACCGUCUCAAUACGUUGGGCAGCAUGGAACCCAUUUUUAGCUCAAAGCUCAUAUGAAAUCAGAUUGGCAUUAAAUGGAGGACCAAGUCCUGCCCCUGAUGAGGAAUUCAUCUACAAACUGCCAGACACCAAGAUGCAGCAUGAGAACGUCAGUAAAACUGCUGGAGGAAUCCUGGCGUUCUCUUUCUCCUUCCAAGAUCAGGAGGGAGUUUACAGUGGUAUGCCGAAUUCUGCCAUGCUCGGUCCAGGGGGUAUGAUGUCUGAUGGCUUGAUGCCAGGGAUGAGUGGCAUGAUGCCCGCAGGUAGUGGGUACAUGCCAGGGUCCAUGGCCUCGGUUCAGAGUGGUGAUGGAAGUGAGAUGUUGGACUCGGGCAUCAGGAAACCUCCCUCUGGCAGGACUCCAAGAACUCCGGGUAGUGGCCCAAUGUCACUACAGGUGCCACAGAUGAUGCAACAGGGUGGCAUGAGCCACCAGCAACAGAUGAUGCAACAGCAACAACAGCAGAUGAUGAUGCAACAAGGAAUGGGCCCCCAGGGUGUGAUGUCAACCCCCCAGAUGUUCCCUCCCGGGGCUCAGGGCUAUAUGUUCCCUCAGGGCAUGCCACAACAGUCCAUGUAUGGUCCACAGCAGGGUCUCUAUGGAAUGGAAAUCUCACACAUGUCCGCAAGCAGUCGACAGGUGGGGAUGUCCACAGAGAUGAAUGAACUGCCUUUCACCCCUGUCCAUGCCCCCAUAGUGGUACAGCCCCAUGCUAAUGUUGGCGCCCAGGGAUUGUCAAGAGCAGCGUAUGCCCGACUCUUCAAUGCAGGAUUCCAGCCGAUAUUGGACAGAAACAGUGAACCACCUGAAGUCAUUGAUCCAAGACAGGAUCGUAGACUUGACCUCACUAAGGAGAACGCUGACCCUCUACAGUGUAAUGAAAUUGUCUUCCAAUUUCUGGCGUUUUCCAAAAUGAUGGCAUUUGAAGCCACAGGACCUAAGACUGAAACAAGUACUGUGUUCUUCACAUUCCAGUUCUACCGAUGUCCUCAGGUCACAACAGAGAGAAUGAUGCUGGCCAAACCUGAAAAUGAAUUAUCAUCUGAUCGUUACUCAGUGCCAUACAUCCUUCAGAGAAUUGAAUCCAAGGGAACUAUAUCUCAGAGUCCCCCAGGCAUGGAGGUGCGAUAUCACAUGGACCCAGCUUGCAUGAAGCCUGGUGAGAAUACCUUAUUCCUGAAACACCUCUCCCAGCAGGUCCUACAUAUAGAUGUUUGGGAUGGAGACACACUUCUACUCAUGGGAUCAUGUGCCGUGCAGCUUAAGUAUUUGUGUCGAUGUGGAAGUGAAGCUGUACAGACGACUUUUGAACUUGACGUCAUAACAACUGAGUAUGAAAACGAUCCAAAUUUAGUCAACAGCAAUAUUAACCAUGUUGGCGGAAUUCAACCAAUUGGAGUGAAAACCUCCCUUAAAGGCAAACUUCACCUCCGAAUGGCAAACAUUGGACAAAAAACAGAUCCCAAGUCAACAUUAGCAGAUCAAUUGAAACCAAUAAACUCCCUGUUAACUCAUGUUGGAGGCAAGAAAACACAGACGAUCCCGACAGUGAAAAACCCACGGGUUAUGUCCCAGACAGCAGGCAACAGUUCGUAUCCAGGUGGCCGACUCACGGGUUCAUUCUCUACCUCUAGCACUACUCCUGGUAUGUCCCAGUGGAAGAAGAUAGCUCGAGCGAAACACUUGGCCGACACAAAUCAGGAAGUACAGGCUAUGCUGACGUCACAUAAAGACCAGGUGGUACCAGAGAAGGACACAAACCGUGAGGGAGAUUCUGAGAGGAACAGGAAGUUGUCCCGUAUCCACGCUGUUCGCCAAGCUCAGGGCAUCGACAACAAAGUUAACACAAUAAUGAGUUACAAAACAGAAAAGUCAGAACGUAUGAGAGACUACAAGACAAUGGAGAUCUACCGUCUACAGACCAAGAAAGAUGGAAUCAUGAAUAUGUUGAGCCAGACUAUAUCUACUACCUACACACUACAUCCAUCCUUUGGCACUGCCGAGUUCUUUGAAUAUGUCUUCAAAAAUCCAUUCAAUGUGCAGCAAACCGUAGUUGUUGAAUUUGAGGAUAAAGAAUUAAAUGUUGUGACAGAUCCGAGAGAGUGGCGCUAUUUUAAGAAGUUGUAUGAACUGCAGGGUGAGGUUGAAGAGGGCAUGUUUAACAAACAAAGCAAGUCACACCACGUGGAGAUCUUCUUACGACCGAAGGAGACUGUACAGAUUCCUUUUAAAUACCUGACAUUCUCAGCGGACGAAAGUGUACAACCACAGGGGCCUGUGGAUCCAUUCAAACAGAGGAGUGAGGAUGAUGAAGACAUCAAGAAACCUCCCACACAGACAAUGAAUGAGAAAGAUAUUAAGGUUUUCUUUAAGAGUGAGGAUGGUAAGCCAGUGUCUAUCCUACAUGUAAAGGUGGAGCCCCAGCCUCACAUCAUUGACCAGACUUUCAGGUUCUACCAUCCAGAACAGUCCUUCCUAAAGAAGUCUAUUCGCAUGCCACCUUUCCAGUCUUUACCAGGUGCUCCCAUUGGUGGACCAGGCCUGAAUCAGGUGUUUGUUAGGUGCAGCAACAGUCAUGUGAUCUGUGACAGCAAGAGUACACAGCCCGGGGAGCCUACAGAUGUCUUUUUAAAGGUGGCCAUGGGUCCAUCUCCACAGAGUAAAAGGUUCUUUGUGGCGAUGUAUUUUGAUCCAUUCAUGACACGACCAGUACAGAUAUGGCAGUUUUAUGUACACGCCUUACAGCGUGUAGACGUGGCAUGUGUAGAAGGCCAGACUAGCCGCUUUGAUCUUCUCCUGAGAGGAACACAAGCUUCACGCUUGGUUCGUUGUUACUCGUCACACCCCAAUGAAAUGCAGAUGCACCCUAGUGAUCAGUUUAUGCUGACAGCUGGAGCUGUCCAUGAGCUGACUGUCGCUGUUCGACCAAUGAAAGCAGGCAACAAAUUCUUCUAUAUAAACGUUGUGGAUGUGGAAUACCAUCAGCUUAUACGCUCGUGGCUGGUAUGUGUGAGUUGUCGCGCCCCAAUGGUUUCCCGGUCCUUCGAUGUUGUUCUCCCUAUGGGCGGUGGAAAGGGAUGCAGCAAGCGAAUCCCAUAUACAAAUCCUUACCCACACAAAAAGGUGUUUAACCUUCUCAACAACCGCGAGGACCUGUUACAGUUCCGGGAGUCAAGGCUCGAGAUUGAGGGCGGAGAGACUCAGACUAUCGGGUUACGGUUUACACCUGUCACCAAGCCUGGUAGUGUAGAAGUUAUGGUCUUUAUCAAUGACGAAGACGAUAAAAAUGAGGAGACUUUCAAAAUUAUGGCCACUUAUCAGUAGUGCUAGAUGUUGUUAGAUUUUGUAGUGGGCAAUCCCCUAUCUUGAUAACAAUGUAAUUUCUUAUACACAACUUAAGUCAUGAACCGUGUUGUUUUUGUUAGCAUUGUAAACUAUAUUAAUGAGACUUUAUUAAAAAACAUUUCUGAAGACAUUAUGAAAGAAUAUUUAACAUCUAACAUUGUGUCUGCAAUGAUGGAUGGACUAACUGAAUGAAAUAUAGU